CUAUAGAGCGUGCUCGUGUAGUGAUUCUUGCGCGGUUUGGAAUUCGGCCGCGGUCGGGGAAGCUCCUUGGCAACGGGGCGCUGGGAAGGUUUACGGUCCGUUCACUUGCCUUCAAGUCGGCGCGGAGCAUUUAUCGUGGGGAUCUAUUUAAUUAUAAAAAUAGACCGAGUAAAAAUUAGUAAUAAUAAUAAUAAAAAUAAUAAUUGAAAUGAGGAAAUUGUAAUACGGAAUUACUUUUGGGACUCAAUAGCUGAAUUUCACCUGAGCGCUCGCGCUCUCUCACACAGGGUCUCGUGAAGUGUUUGCGCGAGCGGUGGGAAUAGAAAAGAUGCUGAGGAAACGCGAAUAUUUCGUUUUUUUACGAUAAAAAGCUAAAUGUAAUACGACGUAUUGUUUCAAACAAUAUUUAUUCGGUUGUCUGGGCUAUUCCUAACAAAAGAGUCGUGUGAACAAAGUAACUCAAGUCGGUUUAUUUCUCUCUGGACUCGGAACCACUAUGAGGAGCAGCUCAAAGACCAAUUGAAUAUAUAUUUUAAAGAGGGAGAAAAAAAUUGGAGUUUUCAGUGCAAAUAUGAGCUGUUUCUGCUCCACCCAAGAGGAAUUUUACUGCGAGGUGUUGCUUCUGGAUGAGACGAAGCUCAUUUUGACCAGCCAGCAUCAGGGCAUUAAGAAAUCCACCAAGGCCUCUACGGUGCUGGAAUACGUGUUCGGCCAUGUCAACCUUUUAGAAAGCGACUACUUCGGUCUGCGCUACUGCGACUGCAGCCAUCAGACAUAUUGGCUUGAUCCGAUAAAAACCCUGGCAGAACAUAAAGACCUUAUAGCAACCGGCCCACCGUACACGCUCUACUUCGGCGUGAAAUUUUAUGCCGAGGAUCCAUGCAAACUGAAGGAGGAAAUUACAAGGUAUCAGUUCUUCCUUCAGAUAAAGCAGGAUGUUCUGCAAGGGAGACUUCCAUGUCCUUUCAAUGUCAGUGCACAGAUGGCAGCUCUGGCGAUCCAGUCUGAGCUUGGAGAUUAUGACCCGUACAAGCACAUGCCUGGCUACGUGUCAGAAUAUCGCUUUGUUCCGGACCAGAAGGAAGACAUGGAGGACGCCAUUGAGCAGAUUCACAAAACACUAAUGGGUCAGACGCCAUCCGAAGCUGAGCUGAAUUAUUUAAGCAUGGCCAAAACACUGGAGAUGUAUGGGGUGGACCUUCAUCCUGUGUUUGGAGAAAAACAGUCCGAAUAUUUCCUGGGCUUGACACCAGUUGGUGUUGUAGUUUACAAAAAUAAAACACAAGUUGGAAAGUAUUUCUGGCCAAGAAUUACAAAACUAUUUUUCAAAGAAACCCAGUUUGAGCUGCGCGUUCUAGGGAAAGAUUGCAACGAGACAUCGUUCUUCUUCGAAGCUCCCAGCAAGGCAUCAUGUAAAAACCUUUGGAAGUGUUGUGUGGAACACCACACCUUCUUCAGAAUGGCAGAAAAUGAAGUCAACACACUGUCGAGCAAGCUGUCCAAAUUCAGCUCUCUGGGCUCCAAACAUCGUUACCGUGGGAACACCGCCAUGCAGAUGGGAAAAGAUCAGUGUGUUGUCUUGCCCAGGCAAAAUCUGGAGGUGGUGCGCACACGCAGCAAGACCUACCCAAAGAGGAGCACACAGCCCACCAGCUUGAACAAUGGGAGCCGAUCAGUCACAAAGGCAGGAAAUUCCCUGGGUGAAGUCCAGGCUAAAGCCAGCACACUCCCACCAGCCAAGAGCCCCAAAGUGUCCAAGACGGAGAGUAUUUCAGAGGAUCAGCCAAGCAAGCACACGGCCCCCUGGGACGAGAAUGCACCGCAGAGCGGACUGUACAACUCGGCCAGCGAGCGAAACAAAUCUCCCAAAUUCCCCAACGCGCGUAGACGUUCGCCCUCAGGAGGCAACGAGAACGAGGUUAUGAACUCCUCCAGGCCCAGGAAACUCCAGAGCAGUGAGGAUCCAUCCAGCAAACAGCAUCGGCGGAGGUCACGUUCCCGUGGCAACACAAGCAGCGGCAGCGAGACCGAGAAUUCCAACAGAGAGCAUCGUAAAAAGAACCGAUCCCGGCAGGAGAAUGAGAUGGUAGAUUCUGCACCACAGUGGGAGGCUGUGCUGCGCCGACAAAAGGAGAAAAACCCGAAUGACCCCAACCAUCGUCGCUCGCGCCAUCGCUCUAGAUCGAGAAGUCCAGAUGUUCAAGCUAAAGAGCAGCUGUGGAAGCAUAUACAGAAGGAGUUGGUGGAUCCAUCCGGUCUGACAGAGGAACAGCUAAAAGAGAUUCCAUAUAAGAAAGUAGAAACUCAAGGUGACCCGAUCCGUAUCAGGCACUCUCAGUCUCCCCGGAGCUACCGCCAGUACCGACGCUCACACUGCUCUGAUGGAGAGAGGUCUGUCCUCUCAGAGGUCAACUCUCGGACUGAUCUGGUGCCUCCACUUCCUGUUACUCGCACUGUAGACAUGACAGGGUCCAGCACUGCCAACUCACAGAAGAAGAAUGGGUCCAAAGACAACCUGUCGGAGAGCUCUGGGCAGGAGACAAAAAGCAGCAUCAGGGCGGCAAAAUCCUCACACAGCACUCGGACCAAAAACGAAACGUGACUACAUUCUCAAAUUUUUCACCACAAGAGGUUAGGAGAGGUCAUGGACAAUAUACCGAGACCUGGAAGUAUUUAACACUAAUAGACGAUAAUGUCAGACAGGCAUGGAGUUCCUAACUAAACGAAAUAGAGAUGGCUGUAUCCGUGCCAUGAGCUUGUCUCAGAAGUUAUUGUUAAUUUAAAACAAAGGCAUUUUUGUACUUAUUAACUGAACGAAAAUGAUCAUUGCAAGCAAACAAGUGUUUUAAAACCCCUCAUUCUAUUCCGACAAUCAUGUGAAGGAAAGGAAUCAUUAAUACACAGUGAACACUGCACAGUCUUGAAGGUGUUGCACAGAACAUUGUGACAUUUUAUACAGUAUUAAAUAUUCUUGAACUCGUUAUUGUACGUGUGGAUAUUAUCACGCAAAGCAAUUUGUAUUUGUGUCCUCCGUUGACUAAAUUCUGUAGGAAAUUGUUGCUGCUCUUACUCUUUGGAUUGUCUUUCUCUGCUGUUACGAAAUACACUGUACACGGUUAACUGUAUCUGAGCUGGAGACUCAAUAAACUAAAUAUAUUGCCGAUA
This is a messenger RNA of Silurus meridionalis, 3165 nucleotides long. RefSeq names its product erythrocyte membrane protein band 4.1 like 4A (gene epb41l4a). The record is from RefSeq and is a predicted model, not a curated record. Gene Ontology annotation, molecular function: cytoskeletal protein binding. Gene Ontology annotation, cellular component: cytoskeleton. Bases 572 to 2602 code for a protein of 676 amino acids. NCBI's taxonomy places the organism in Eukaryota, Metazoa, Chordata, Actinopteri, Siluriformes, Siluridae. The transcript has 23 exons.